AUGGAGUACCCGCCGCAGUAUCAGCAGCAUACUCAACAUCCUCAUUUGCAGGGAGGCUAUCAGACGUCGCCACAGAGCGCUGGCCCCGGGUCUCUCCAGUCGCCAUCGGGUCCUCAAUCGCACAUGCAACAACACAAUCCGAACCAAGCGUCUCCUAUCCUACCUUCGCAGACCCAGAACCACUACCAACCUCAACCGGCCGCCGGAGUCCAUCAAUCAAUGGGCUAUCCUCAGUAUGGUGUCAAUGCGGGACUGUCACAAGGUUAUGGCAUAUCGCCCACUCAGGCUGCGGCUAUGGCCACAGCAGCGGCAUCCGGUCAGUAUACGCCGCCUUCUGCGCCAAUUGGGGAACAUCCAUCAGCUGACUUCAAUUCUGUAGGGCAAAUGCCGCCUCUCCCAUCGACUGUAAGCAUGCCUCAGGCAGGGCAGAUGAAUGCGCAAAGGCGCAUGAGCCAGCAUAUUACGAGCCCUCAUGGCCAGGUGUCUCAGCCUGCCAUGAACCAUACCUUGCCUCGACAGUCUGUUCCACCCGCCAUGCCUCCGCCGCAGCAGCCUGUUCAGGCACAAGAGGAGAUAUCUGGAGGAGGAGCUGAGGAGUCUCCCCUCUAUGUCAAUGCGAAGCAGUUUCAUCGCAUCCUCAAACGGCGCGUUGCCCGACAGAAGCUUGAGGAGCAGCUCCGACUUACCUCCAAGGGGCGGAAACCUUAUCUGCACGAGUCAAGACAUAACCAUGCUAUGCGCAGACCCCGUGGUCCCGGUGGUCGAUUCUUGACUGCAGACGAAGUAGCUGCUCUAGAGAAAGGCGAAGGGGGUGAGAACGGUACCCCAGUGACCAAUAAACCCGACAAGGCGACGUCGGGUACGAAGAGAAAGGCUGGGGCCAGCAACAACGAGACCCCCAGUAAGAGGUCGAAGGUCGCCAGCGAAAGCGCAGAAGACGACGAUGACGAUGAUGGCGAGGAGGAUACCGGCUGA
Cladophialophora carrionii CBS 160.54 is the source of this 975-nucleotide messenger RNA. RefSeq lists its product as uncharacterized. Gene Ontology annotation, cellular component: CCAAT-binding factor complex. Gene Ontology annotation, biological process: regulation of transcription by RNA polymerase II. Gene Ontology annotation, molecular function: RNA polymerase II cis-regulatory region sequence-specific DNA binding; DNA-binding transcription factor activity, RNA polymerase II-specific. The coding region runs from base 1 to 975 and encodes 324 amino acids. The record is from RefSeq and is a predicted model, not a curated record. The transcript has a single exon. Lineage: Eukaryota; Fungi; Ascomycota; Eurotiomycetes; Chaetothyriales; Herpotrichiellaceae.